AUGGUAAUUGCUAAUUUUGCGGGCGGAGCGCCAGACUGCUCUCAGAAACUACCUAGGUACCUAUAUGGACGCCAUGGCACUGUUUCACGCAAAGAUGACGAUACAAAGCCCAAAGUCCGGCACGAUUUACAAUGCCUAGCUCGUCACCAUCUCCGGCAUGAGUUUGUCAUCACGACAAGUCGAUUGUGGACGGUGUCAGGGUAG
Molecule: messenger RNA, 204 nt
Organism: Ustilaginoidea virens
Lineage: Eukaryota; Fungi; Ascomycota; Sordariomycetes; Hypocreales; Clavicipitaceae
Exons: 3
Coding region: 1-204 (67 amino acids)
Source: RefSeq, a predicted model, not a curated record